AUGUCCCAAAACAACAACAGAAACAACGGCCUCGGCCACCCGCCCCAGUCCUGGGGUCGUCCGCACCGCGAGCGCGACCCUCGUGACGAGUACCUUCCUCGCCAUCGCCGCCAGGAGGAGGACAGCCCGCCCACGCACGUGAACCGCAACGGGGGCCAGUGCGCUUCUCACGAGGACCACCACCAGGAGCGCCACGAUUACAACUACCAGCGCCGCCAGCACGACCAGUAUGACCUUUCCCGCGAGCGCGAGGGUCGCGUUCAUCCGCCUGGCCAGACUCAUAGUUACAACGCUCCCCAGCAUGAGCCAACCACUUCCGUGUCUCCCUUCCUCGGCCACCUUGACACAGCUCCUCUUCUCUCGAAUCCAUUCCCUUCCCUCAGCGAGAUCUCUCCCCCCCGCGCCCCUCCCCCCCGCAGCCAGCAUGUCGCGCCCGAGCACCUUCUCUCUCGCGCUCCUGCAGACAGCCCCAGCUCCCAGUUUGAUGAUGACACCCGUCCCCACACCCCUCUCCGUAGUGAACUGUCUUAUCCUGGACCCUCUCCUCACCCGGGCCGGCAGUCGUAUGCGCACCGCCCCGUUCCCCCUGCCAGCCCUAUGUCUCCGGGUCUCCUUCCGCCUCAUCUUCGGCCCCAUGAAGGGGUCCCGCACGAGCGUCCUCGGUACACACCUUCUCCGCUCUCCCGCGAAGGCGGCCAGUACACUUCUGGCCAGUUCGACGAUGCCAACGACCUCUCCGCUGUCACGGGACGCAUGAGCCUCGCUUCCUCUCCAACCCUUCCUCCUCCGAGCCCAGUCCUCAAGAACGUGAGCGCGACUCAUACCGGCAUGACCGACCGCAACAAUCUCACCACUCGUACCGAGGCGAUUACUAGCUCGAAACAGACCACCGAGUCGUACCCCUCUUCAGGCCGCCCACAGCAGGGUUCUUCGAUCAUUACGGUCAGCACGCCAGGCACUGAGAGUAGAAGGAACUCCAAACCCGUCCACAUCACAGAGGAGCUCGAGGCUAUGCCCCUCACUAGCUUCUAUGUCCGUCCAGGAUACGGUAAGGAUGGUCGUGCCCUCACUGUUGAAUCCAACUACUUCGCCGUCCGCGCCAUCGGCGGCCGUGGCAAGAUAAUCCACCACUACGACGUCGCCAUCGAGCCUGUUGUGCGCACCUCCAGCCAGAAGUUUCCCCGCACCCUGCUCCGUUCAGUGUGGGAGCAGCUUGCGCUCCAGAGCGAGAACCGCCCCGAGUGGCAUAGCGCUUUCGCCGCUGCGGCGUUCGAUGGCCGCCGCAACGCGUACUCUCCCAUCCCGUUCCCGGUUGCCGACGGCGAGAAAAUCACACUCACGGUCUCCCUUGCGUCGACCCGCGAGGUUGCGCGUCAGCAGGUUACGUCGUCCGAUGACGAGUUCCGCCGCUUCCGCGUCACCUUCCGCAAGGCUGCAGAGAUCGAUCUCGAGGCAGUCAUGCGCUUCUGCCGUGCCGACUCGUCCGAGACGCGUGAUCACAAUGCGGAGGAGGCCUGUCUGACUGGAGUUAUGGCCACCAACAUCCUCCUCCGUGACGUGCCCAGCAAGACGUACACCCAGGUCGGCGCCACGGGCCAGAAGUUCUACACCCUUGAAGGUGCCCGUCCUCUUCCUCACGGUACAGUGGUGCUCAACGGCUUCAUGCAGUCGUUCCGCUACUCGAACUCGGGUUUCCCUCUGCUGAACAUCGACCUCGGGUUCUCUGCCUUCCUCAUGUCCGGGCCUUGUCUUGACGUCGUCGCCAAGAUCCUUGGGCCUGGCCCUGCCCGCCUGCGCGGCGGGCCCCGUGGUCAUCCCCAGCAAACCCCGGUUUUCCACAGCCUCGACCAGAUGCAAAUCGCCAUCCUCAAGCGUAAGCUCCGCGGUGCGCGCUUCACGGUCACCCACCGUCCCAGCCCGCGCCUCCACACAGUAAUCACGGUCACAUCUCUUCCUGCCCAAGAGAUCAAGUUCACCGUCGAGGGUAAGGAUGGCCAGCCCGAGCGCAAGCUCAAUGUUGCCCAGUACUACCAUGAGUACUACGCCAGUCGCCUCCAGUUCCCCGGCCUCCCCUGCAUCCAGGUAAUCCUCCUCUCAUCGAAUGUACUGACAUUCCAGUACGGCAAGCGCGCGUUCGUCCCUCUCGAAUUUGUCAAGAUCGAGGACUUCAAUUCGCUCCCGCCCACCAACCUCUCGCCUGACCAGAUCGCUGAGAUGAUCAAGCACAGCGCCAUGCGCCCACCCGAACGCAAGGCCACCAUCUUGAAGUGGCGCGAGCGCCUCGCCCACGAGACGCAGCCCAAGAUUGCCAAGUGGGGCCUCCAGGUUAACCGAAGCAUGGUCCAACUGGACGCUCGUGUGCUCAACCCUCCUGAGGUCAAGUACGGCGGCCACCGUACCAUGCGGCCCCAGGCUGGAUCGUGGAACCUGCGCAACCUCACCUUCUUCCGCGAAGGCCUCCGGCCCCUGACUAACUGGGCCGUCGUUUCCUUCGAGCGCUACACGGAUGAGGACACAAUGAAGCGCUGGGUCAUGUUCCUUGUCCAGCGCCUCCGCCAACUUGGCGUGAAAGUCGACAACCCCACGCCCAAGCUGAUUCCACCGCUCGACCCACGCCAGCCAGACGUGAUCACGAACCAGUUGAAGGUUGCUGCUCGUGCCGCCUACCGAGUCAACAACCAAGUCCCUCAGCUAAUCUGCUGCAUCCUCCCUGGAAAGGAGGCCUGGCUGUACGAGCAGAUCAAGCGCAUUGCGUUCACUGACCUCAAUGUCGCCACGCAGUGCAUGCAGGCGGCCAAGAUCAAGAACGACCGCGGCCUUCUGGCGUACACCGACAACCUCUGCAUGAAGAUUGUUCAAAAGCUUGGUGGACUCUCGCACCAGGUCAACAUCAAGGAUAUGCCUGGCAUGAUUCAUGGCAAGACGAUGAUCCUCGGCGCUGACCUGGGACAUCCCCCCUUCCGGCCUGACUCCAAGGAGCCCACGGUUGCGUGCUCGGUCGCCACCUACAACGCCGACUGUGACGCGUACUCGGCGCAGAUCCGUCUCCAGGAGGGCCGCAGCGAGAUCAUCGUCGACCUCUCGUCUAUGAUCGAAGAACACCUGCGCAUCUUCGCCAAGGAGAACAAGAGUGAGUUCCCAGAGCGUAUCCUCGUGUUCCGCGACGGUAUCUCGGAGGGCCAGUAUGCUGCCGCUCUCCACUACGAGCACAACGCCAUUGUCGAGGCCUGCGAACGAGUCCUCAAGCGCUACCGCCCACGCAUCCUGGUGUGCGUCUGUGCGCGUCGCCACAACACUCGCUUCUUCGCGAAGAACAUGCAAGACGCGGACCGCAGUGGCAACCUCCCUGCUGGUCUUGUUGUAGACAAGUCCGUCACGCACCCGUACGCUUUCGACUUCUUCCUCCAGGCCCACUCUGGCCUUGUCGGCACGGCCCGUCCCACCCACUAUAUUUGCCUCGUCGACGAGCUCGGCACGACCCCCGACCAGCUCCAGAAGCUCUGCAACGCGCUCUCGUACUCGUUCGCGCGCUGCACCAAGUCGGUUUCGCUCGUCCCCGUGUGCUACAUGGCGGACCUCGUCAUCAAGAAGGCGCGCCUCAUCGUCCAGAGCAACGAGGGCACCGUCUCGCCGUCCGAGUACUCGGGCAGCCGCGCGCCGUCGCUCUACAGAGGUCCCCAGUCGCGCUACGGCGGCGCUGCCCCGAGUGUCAUCGGCAGCGAGGCGACUACGCUCCGCCGCCAGCGCUUCGAGGAGCGGCACGACAUCAUGCACAUCCAGAAGAUCCUCGCAAAGAACGAGGAGCUCUCGCGCGUCGCAUGGUGGAUGUAG
Molecule: messenger RNA, 3831 nt
Organism: Cutaneotrichosporon cavernicola
Lineage: Eukaryota; Fungi; Basidiomycota; Tremellomycetes; Trichosporonales; Trichosporonaceae
Gene: ago1
Exons: 10
Coding region: 1-3831 (1276 amino acids)
Biological process (GO): regulatory ncRNA-mediated post-transcriptional gene silencing
Molecular function (GO): protein binding; RNA endonuclease activity; single-stranded RNA binding
Source: RefSeq, a predicted model, not a curated record